AUGGACAAUCGUUCGAGGCUAUAUCUAGCAGGGGCUUUUGCUCUAGGUGUGCUACUUACUCUGGGAUACAAAGACGUGUACCCGGAUCUCGAGCGACGUUUUCGUGCACGGCGUCGAAAAAGCAGAGUCUACAAAGACUCAGAAUCCAUUGUCGAUGCCUCUAAUCGCUUAAUUCUGAGAGACCUUUCAAAUCCCGCUGCUCUUCAUCUUCCAGAAGGAGACAUUCGGGAGGGAAUCGAAGGCUGCAUUGGAAAUACACCGUUGAUCAAGAUCAAAUCCUUGUCCGAGGCUACUGGCUGUGAGAUAUUAGCUAAAGCAGAGUUCCUGAAUGGUGCUGGUAAUAGCCCAAAGGAUAGAGUCGCACUCAAUAUCAUCAAAGUGGCAGAGGAAGAGGGACUGUUAACACCACACUCUGGAGACAUGAUCUAUGAAGGAACAGUCGGAAGCACAGGGAUAUCUUUGGCUGCUAUAUGUAGAGCUAGAGGCUACCUGGCUCAUAUAUGCAUGCCAAAUGACCAAGCCACCGAAAAGUCGGAUCUGCUUCUCAAGCUAGGUGCCGAAGUUGAAAGAGUGCGGCCAGCACCGAUAGUCGACCAGAACCAGUUCGUCAACAUGGCACGUAAUAGAGCUGCAGAACAUACAUCAGACCCAAAUCGCCCUGGUCGCGGCAUCUUUGCGGAUCAAUUCGAGACGGAAGCUAAUUGGGAGGCUCACUUCAACGGAACGGGCCCAGAGAUAUUCAGGCAGACAGCGGGAAGUCUUGACGCCUUCGUGAUAGGUGCUGGAACGGGAGGCACAAUAUCUGGCGUUGCUAGGUUCCUGAAGCCGAGGCUUCCAGAGCUGAAGGUAGUUCUAGCAGACCCGCCGGGGAGUGGUCUUUACAACAAAGUCAAAUUCGGUGUCAUGUUCGACCCGAAAGAAAGAGAGGGUACGAGGAGGCGCCAUCAAGUCGACACUGUCGUUGAAGGCAUCGGUAUUAACAGGCUCACAAACAAUUUCGAAGUCGGAAGAGCACUAAUAGACGAUGCUGUCAGGGUAACAGAUGACCAAGCGAUUGCUAUGGCAAGAUGGCUUGUAGAAAAAGACGGUAUAUUUAUUGGCAGCAGUAGCGCCGUUAACUGCGUUGCCGCGACCAAGAUAGCCCAGCAGCUUGGACCUGGCCAUCGAGUCGUCACUAUUCUAUGUGAUAGUGGCGCCCGACAUCUCAGCAAAUUCUGGGCUCGGGCUAGGCCAAUAGGUGGGGAGGAUGAGCUGUCUUUGGCGGACAUCUUGGAC
This is a messenger RNA of Mytilinidion resinicola, 1275 nucleotides long. Its product is annotated as PALP-domain-containing protein. The record is from RefSeq and is a predicted model, not a curated record. The transcript is spliced from 7 exons. Gene Ontology annotation, molecular function: cysteine synthase activity. NCBI's taxonomy places the organism in Eukaryota, Fungi, Ascomycota, Dothideomycetes, Mytilinidiales, Mytilinidiaceae. The annotation marks the transcript as partial. Gene Ontology annotation, cellular component: cytoplasm.